Messenger RNA from Stylophora pistillata, 3400 nucleotides. Its product is annotated as mucosa-associated lymphoid tissue lymphoma translocation protein 1. The record is from RefSeq and is a predicted model, not a curated record. NCBI's taxonomy places the organism in Eukaryota, Metazoa, Cnidaria, Anthozoa, Scleractinia, Pocilloporidae. Gene Ontology annotation, molecular function: cysteine-type endopeptidase activity. Gene Ontology annotation, biological process: proteolysis.
CUGAGAAGAGUCGAAACAGAAACACACUUGAAGGGUCUUUACCAUUACUUUUAUACUCCUCCUCGUGGAAAAAUUACGUCGUAUUUCCUUUUAAAAAAGACGAUCAAGCGCUUUAGGCUUUCAUUUAGUGCGUUCGUCUUCGCCUUCCAUGUGAACGUGGGUGUUUGGUUCCAAGUGACGUUCCAUUCAUCAUACUGGGGGCGCUUACUUCUUCCUGUGUACAAAUUACCCGCUUUACACGCCGUCAUCAACACGCAUCGACUUCCAAAAUAACGUUAUAGCUUGGAGUUUCUUUAAGGAAAUUGAUUUUGAUCGACAAUGGCUUACAAGAACAAGCAAAUAAGAGAGUUACCUUAUGGUGUUCUUUACAAACUGGCAAAACUGCUAGACAUACCUGGACCAACAAACUGGAAAGCGCUUAUUGGUGUCAUGCCAAGUAAUGCGUAUAAACCUGAAGAUGUGUCAACAUUUGAAAUGGCAGGGAUGAGAAUGAGUGGCAGCCCCUCAAUGGAUUUGUUGACUGACUUGGGGCGGAAAUGCAAAACUGUUAAAGCACUUGUAGUAUGGUUGAAAAAAAUUAAAAAUGCUCAAGCCCUGGACAUCUUAGAAUAUGAAGAGGAGGUGAAUAUCCAGGAACAUCCGUCAUCACGGCCAGUUUGUGCUGGUGCAAGUGUGACCUUCAAAUGCAAAGCUACAGGUUACCCUUCCCCAGAAUAUUUGUGGGUCAAGGAUGGUGUUGAGGUUCCUGAUGGAUUAAAUGAAGAACUAACAUUAGAUUGUGUUAGACCGGAAGAUAGUGGAAAAUAUAAGUGCAUCGUGUCCAAUCGAUUGAAUAUGGAGGAAAGUCGUGAAGUGGAGUUACAAGUCCAUCCAUCACCUGUAAAUGGUUAUACUGGACAAGAACAAACUCCACAAGGAAAGUAUCCUCCUGAAAUCACACGUCAACCACAGUCCUGCAUUGUACUUGUUGGUAUGGAAUUCAGCCAGGUCAUUGAGGUGAAGGAAGGACCAGUGAAAUACCAGUGGUAUAAAGAUGGCUUUAUGCUUGUGGGGCAGACAAGAGCAGAGUUAACUUUCCAGCCAUUCCAUUAUCGACAUGAAGGCAACUAUUGUUGUAGGGUGGAAAACAGUGCUGGUGAUGCCCUCAGUAACACAGCAUUGUUACAAGCAGGAAGGCCAGAUGAUCUACAUAGAGCUCAAGCUGUGAUUCCCAGAUCUGCUGAGCUCACACAGAAAGCUGCUGACAAAAUCGCCUUAGUCAUCGGCAACCGUGACUAUGUGCGCUUACCUCUCAAUGAAAGCCCAUUGGUUCACACUUGCAAUGAUGCAAAGAUGCUUGCCUCAAUUUUACGUACUCGUGAAAUGGGUUUCAAGGUCAUCUCUCUCAUGAACCUGACACUAGAGGAGAUGUAUCAAGCACUCAAUAUUUUUUACAGUCUUCUUGGAAGUGGGGUGUAUGGAUUGGUUUACUUUGCUGGUCAUGGUUUUGAAGAAGGAGGGCAAAACUACCUGGUCCCUGUUGAUUCAGUUGGGGAUUGGGUACCAGAGGAAGCUGUUUGUGCUCAGCGAAUUUUGGAUGAAAUGAACAGAUACCACACAGAGUUGAUAGUGUUUCUUUUGGACAUCUGCCGCAAGAGGGCAAAUGCUGAGAAAAAUUUUGUCAUGAAGAGUUAUGAAUUUCCAUACAAUGCACAGGCAGUAAUGGGGUUUGCCACAUGUCCUCAGUCUGAGGCUUAUGAGAGAAGACAAGACCCCAAUGGCAUGUACAUGAAACACCUGCUAAAGUAUGUCAUGAAUGACUGUAAAGUUGAGGAUGUCUUGCAUCAAGUGGCAGCAGAUGUUAGUGCAGAGGUAGAGAGAAAUGAGUUGGUGGAGAGACAACGUCCACAGUUUCACUCUACCACCACAAGACAAUACAGCUUGCGUGACCCAAUUCACAAAGACAAAUUGUACUCUGAAAGAGAGAAGUCGUGGCUUGAAAUACACCAUCUCCCUCAAAAGCGAGAGAUAGAAUGUGAAGCUGGCAUAAAGAUAGAAAUCCGUUUUGAACACCAGAACUGGCUGUCAAAUGCAAUUGUUUUGUGCCUAAGGGUUAUUGACUUAGGAGAGGCAAAAUUCUGUGAUGUGGGCUUGAUGCUGGAGUGUCUUCCACAGGAUUGCCAGAGUCUUUACUUCCAUCCGACCACAACCAACAUAAUGAGACAGGUUGUUCAGCCUACCGACACGGUUGCUCGAAGCCUGCCUCAACAGCACAAUGGACCCUCUCAAAGUCUUGCUGUGGAAAAGAUUAGUGAAAUGUACAACAUUCAGAGACUCAAGGAACCACUGGCUUUGACAUUGAUUAUUAAGUACAUCCUUAACGGAUCUGGUGACGAACGAACAAAGCACAGGGUCGAGGUGUUCAAUUUCAAAGAAUUUGGAAUUGCAGCAGCAUUUUACAAGGCUAAUUAUCAAAAGGAGUGAAGUGUCAGAUGUUAAAUAAUCCUGCUUUUCACUGAAUUGGUACAGUGAGGACAUUACUUUUUAAGUGUAGAUAGCAUUAGAUAUUGUGGUCGAAAUUUUUACUCAAGACAGUUCACCCCACAAUAUUGCAAAAAAUACUUGAGCCAUACUCAAAACUAGUCGAAUAAAAUUUUAACCCCUUGAAACAUUUGAGGUAACAUAUUACUCACUUUAACUCUGCCCUCUCUUAAAUGUUGUCCCAGAUUUAAUGUCAAGGAUGGGAGAAAAAAAUUGAGACAAUGGCUGUGCAGCAUAAUUAUACUAAAGCAUUCCAGAGAGAAAAGAAACAGAGUACAGAUUGUCACUUUAAACACCAUAGCUAGAAAGUUUUACCCAAAGAGUGAUGCAUUUGAGCUCUACCCAUUUCAUAAUUUAGGGAUAAGUGUUAUCAGUGAUUUAAGGUUUAUGAUUUGGAAUAGCCCUCAAGAAAAUCUGGUACCCAAAUGCUAAACAUUAAAGUAAGUAGAUGUAGUGUCAGAGGAUUGUAUGAUUGAUUUAAAAUGGCAUUUUCUUUUGGAAUUAUGUGCCAUUGUGGGGAUAUUUAAACUAGAAAAUUCAAAAUUUGAAAACCAGAUAACUGUUGAUGUCAUUCACUUAACCCAGUCGUACAUCAACCUUAAUGUAUAUUCUUUGUCAAUAUGAGGCAGUUAGAAAGAUUGUGUUAUUAAUCCCCAGAUAGAGAAUGUGGGGAGAAAGUAGGGGUUAGGGAACCUUCUCCAGAAUGUUUCUUACAUUUUUUUUUUUUUACUUAAUUAAUAUCACUUUUUUGCAACAAAUUAGACAGGGAGCAUAUGUACCCAAUUAUUCUCUUUAGGAGAGAAGGUAAGGUAAAGUCUGUUUUCGGGCCUAGUGGCCCAUUGGGCCGGUGCUUAACUCCGGUUUCUGUAGCAUAAAGCGA